UCAGCCAGCUGAGAGACUCACUCUCGGUGCCAUGGGAUGGUACUGGACAUCUGUUGGGGAACGGCUCGACGCUCCUCCUCCUCGUGGCGAAAAGGCGAUGGCUCCAUCUCAUCAUGAGAAUACCAUCUCAUCGUGUCAUCAAAAUGACCCCUGGACCAACCAGGUUUGCAUGUUCCUAUGCCAAAGACAUAAUAUCAACAUUUAAAUUGUUUUUCCCAGAUGACAUUAAAAAGAUUUUGAUUGGAAUGUCCAAUUUAGAGGGGAAACGAGUGUAUGGUAAAGCCUGGAAGAACCUGGACUGGACGGACAUACAGGCCUAUUUGGGUCUGUUGAUUCUGGCGGGCGUGUAUCGAUCCCACCAUGAGGCUUUGAGUAGCUUAUGGAACGGUGUGUCGGGAAGGGCAAUUUUUCCUGCUACCAUGACUUUGAAUAAUUUUAAGAUGAUGUCAAGGAUCUUCUGCUUUUAUAGAAGGGGUACAGGGCCUGGCCUACAGAAAGAUGACAAGCUGGCACCAGUAAGGGACAUCUGGGAAAAAUGGGUCCAACGCCUGCCGCUCUUGUACAAUCCAGGCCCGAGCGUCACUGUAGACGAGUGCCUGGUCCCUUUCAGAGGUCGCUGUCCCUUCAAACAAUACAUGCCGAGUAAACCGGGCAAGUAUGGAAUUAAAAUCUGGGCGGCGUGUGAUUCCAGCUCGAGCUACGCGUGGAACAUGCAGAUCUACACAGGCAAAGCUGCCGACAGAAAGCCAGAAAAGAACCAGGGAAUGCGUGUGGUCUUGGACAUGACAUCCGGUCUCCAGGGACACACCAUCACAUGUGACAACUUUUUCACCUCGUAUGCCCUCGGCGGGGAGCUGCUCCGAAGAAAAAUGACCAUGAUCGGAACAGUCAGAUCUUCUGUGGAUAGAAAUAAAUCCUACAUCGGAAGAAAUUAAAAGGACUCUUUCUGGAAGAGCCUGGUGACUCCCUUCAUGAAAAGGCACUCCCCACACACUAGCCUCUGAGAAAAUGGUAAAGAAAGCACAAGCAGGCUCUUCAGAAAAUGAAGCCUCCCCCAACCUGCCAUGUGCGAUAAAGUGAUGUAAGAGUGUGCAUGCUCUUAGGGAAACAAAGCCUCCCCCUCGCCGGUCUUAACAACAAGUAGAAAAUAUGUCAGGUCUGUGAAUCAAA
This is a messenger RNA of Pimephales promelas (fathead minnow), 1170 nucleotides long. The record is from RefSeq and is a predicted model, not a curated record. Lineage: Eukaryota; Metazoa; Chordata; Actinopteri; Cypriniformes; Leuciscidae.